This is a messenger RNA of Ascochyta rabiei, 1239 nucleotides long. RefSeq names its product Chitinase. NCBI's taxonomy places the organism in Eukaryota, Fungi, Ascomycota, Dothideomycetes, Pleosporales, Didymellaceae. The coding region runs from base 1 to 1239 and encodes 412 amino acids. Gene Ontology annotation, cellular component: extracellular region. Gene Ontology annotation, molecular function: protein binding; chitinase activity. Gene Ontology annotation, biological process: carbohydrate metabolic process. The record is from RefSeq and is a predicted model, not a curated record. The transcript has 2 exons.
AUGACUUCAUCCUCUCCGAAGCUGCUCCCGCCAUCGACAGGACCCCGCUUGAUCGUAUACCACCAAACAAUCCACGACCCACAGGGAAACUGCAACUCGCUGCUCCCACUACUGACCAACAACACCGGGGUCACGCACGUAAUCGUCGCGGCCAUACACCUGAACGAUGGACCAGGCAACAUAACGCUCAACGACCACCGUCCCGACGACAAGCGCUUCGACCAGCUAUGGGGUGAAGUCAGUUGGCUGCAGGGCAGUGGCGUGAAGGUGCUGGGCAUGCUAGGUGGGGCAGCAAAGGGGACGUUCGAACGACUGGGCGGAGACGACGAGAGUUUUGAAGCACACUACAUUCCUCUCCACGCCAUCAUCUCCAUCUACAAGCUCGACGGCCUCGACCUCGACAUCGAAGAGCAAGUCCCCCUGUCGACGCCAACACGCCUCAUUGCCCGUCUCCGCGCAGACUUUGGUCCACAGUUCCUCAUCACGCUGGCACCUGUGGCUACGGCACUCAUUCCCGACCCCAACAUCGCACCGCAUCUACGCCCGCCCCGUCCCAUGCUGGCAAGUGGCCCAAGCCCGAACCCUCUGCACCCCACCCUACCACAUCUCAGUGGCUUCUCAUACCCAGAACUAGAGUGCAGUGUGUACGGACGAGAGAUUGCGUGGUACAACACGCAGUUCUACUGCGGGUGGGGCGACGCUGGAACUUCAGCAUGGUACGACGCCAUUGUCGCCGCAGGAUGGAAGCCGGAGAGAGUGGUCCUCGGCGUUGUCACGAAUCCUGGCAAUGGAGCCGGCCACGUGCCGGUUAAAAAACUCCGAGACGUAUGCGCCGUGUUGAGAGAGAAGUACAAAGAGGUCGGCAACGGCUUUGGCGGCGUCAUGGGCUGGGAGUACUUCAAUUCCGGCGACCAUGAGGAAGAUGUCGUGCAUGUGUCUGAACUCGAGCUGAACACCGAGACAGUGCAGGCUGGAUGGGUCGCCGCGCUGGGGAGGAUCUUGAGGACGGAGAAGCCAAGCCAUGCGCAGACGAGCAGACCGCCGCUUGGCAUCACGGCCGAGCAGAUCAGGCAGAUGGUGACGAGGUUGCCGCAAGCAAGGGCAACCUGGCCGGAAGAGGAGGUGCAGAAGUUGGUGGUACUGGGGUUUGCAAGACAGGAGGCGCUUGCCGCGCUGAAUGCAACAGACGGGAACGUGGAGAUGGCAGCCGGAUUCUUGUUCGAGCAGUAUCCGCAGUGA